Molecule: messenger RNA, 978 nt
Organism: Canariomyces notabilis
Lineage: Eukaryota; Fungi; Ascomycota; Sordariomycetes; Sordariales; Chaetomiaceae
Product: Glyoxalase/Bleomycin resistance protein/Dihydroxybiphenyl dioxygenase
Exons: 5
Coding region: 1-978 (325 amino acids)
Biological process (GO): L-methylmalonyl-CoA metabolic process
Cellular component (GO): mitochondrion
Molecular function (GO): methylmalonyl-CoA epimerase activity
Source: RefSeq, a predicted model, not a curated record
AUGGCGUCCAACGGCAACCCAAUCAGAAAGAUCCGGCUGGUGCGCAUCGCACAUAUCUGGUACAAGCACGCAAACGUCGAGCCAGUCAAGGAGUUCGCCCAAGACUUUGGCUUCGUACAGACAGCCCAGGUGGGCAAGACGACCUUCUUCCGCGGCUAUGGCACCGAGCCCUUCUCCCUUGCCCUAGAGGCCUCGGACAAGACCGAGUUCGGCGGCGCCGCCUUUGUCGUCGAGUCAGAAGAAGAUCUGGAGUAUGCAUCCAAGAACCUGCCAGCGGAAUGCAAGGCUACAGAGUUGCACGAGAUGACGGACGUUCCGGGUGGCGGCAAGCGCGUGACUUUCUAUGACCCUGUCGACGGGUUUCCGUUCCAUCUCGUCUACGGCCAAACACCGGUUGCGUUGGAGGAACCUGAUUUCCCCAUCCUCAAGUUCAACUACCCAGUCGAAAAGAACCGAGGCCCCAACCAGUUCCAGCGCUUCAAGAAGCGGCCGGCGCCCAUCCACAAGCUGGGCCAUUUCGGCAUGUGCGUGACCAACUUUGCCAAGUGCUACGAGUUCUACACGACAUACUUUAACUUCUUCCCUAGCGACCUUGUCCACAACGACGAGGGAGUCAACGUCACGGUCUUCUUCCGUCUCGACCGCGGCAGCGAACUGGUCGACCACCACUGCUUCUUCUUCUUUGAGGGCCCCAAGAUGCAUGUCCACCAUUCAUCGUUCGAGACGCACGACUUCGAUGCGCAGCUGCUCGGCCAUGACUGGCUCCGGCACAAGGGUCACAAGAACUGCUGGGGUGUGGGACGGCACGUUAUGGGCAGCCAGAUCUUUGAUUAUUGGUUUGAUCCGUCUGGCUUCAUCAUGGAACACUAUGUGGACGGCGACCUGCUUGAUAUGAACGAGCCGACCCACCACCACAAGGCUUCGCUGGAUAACCUACAUGUUUGGGGCCCCGAAGUUCCGCUUUCCUUCUUGGAUUGA